UCAGUCCCUUGUGACUCACAGUCAUGUCAUGUUCUGCUAGGGAGAAACACACACUCUGCAACAGCUGAUGUGCAUCUGGAUCAUUACAAGCAUUGGGUGAUUUUCUUUCGACCAUAUUGAGAGAAGAUUCAGACCGCGACGGAGAGCGAAGAGGCGAAGGUUUCUUCAACACAUUAUGGCUUCUCGGAAGAAGGUGCUGCUGAAAGUGAUCAUCCUAGGGGAUUCAGGAGUUGGGAAGACUUCUUUGAUGAACCAGUAUGUGAAUAAUAAGUUUAGUAAUCAGUAUAAGGCCACUAUUGGAGCUGACUUCCUCACCAAGGAGGUGAUGGUGGACGACAGACUGGUCACUAUGCAGAUUUGGGACACAGCUGGUCAAGAGCGAUUUCAGUCUCUGGGUGUGGCUUUCUACAGAGGGGCGGACUGUUGCGUGUUGGUCUAUGACGUCACAGCACCAACUACGUUUAAGACUCUGGACAGCUGGAGGGAUGAGUUUCUCAUUCAGGCCAGUCCACGUGACCCAGAGAACUUCCCUUUUGUUGUGCUAGGCAACAAAAUUGACUUGGACAACCGACAGGUUACAACAAAGCGAGCUCAAGCGUGGUGUCAGAGUAAGAACAAUAUCCCCUAUUAUGAGACCAGUGCCAAAGAGGCCAUUAACGUGGACCAGGCUUUCCAAACUAUUGCUCGCAAUGCACUAAAACAGGAGUCCGAAGUGGAGACAUAUGAUUUUCCUGACCAGAUUAAACUAAGAGAUGACAGACCUGCAUCCACUAGUGAUGGCUGCAGCUGCUGAAGGAGAGAAGAAACAGGGCAGGGAAGAGAAAGAUCUAGUUUGGGAAAGAGAGGAAGGGAUGGAAAACAUCCAGGCCUGUCACUCUUGCGCACAUCCUUCUCUCUGCAGUUUUUUUUCUCCUUUGAAAUCUCCAGGGUAUCAAAUGCCACAUGUGAAAGCUGAACAUCCAUUUUAUUGCUGAACCCCAAGUAACAUGUGGUAUGACUAACUGUCCAGAGAACAGGAAGACCAAUGUGUUGCUACUCUCACUACAGCUGUCGAUGAAUUUCCCUGACUGUCACUACUCCUGCUGUCCAUGGCAUUUUAUUUUUCUUUUGUUUCAAAAUGAUCCUUUUUGUCUGCUAAUUCAUUGUGCCUUUAUACUUUGUAACUUUUUGUUAUUAUUCUCAGCACCUGUUUCACUCCUAUGCUGAACAAGCAUUCUUAAUAUAUGUAAUAGGGCUGGGCGAUAUAGCAAUUUUUUAUGUUAUAUUUGAUAUUGUUUUGUUGCUGAUAUAAAAUUAACCAAUACUGCGCUAAUAAUAUAUUUUUUAAUGUUGUGCUUUUAAUUUCAACAAAGUUUAAGCCGAAGUGUGUAACUUUUUCAGUGUUCGAAUUAGAGGUCGACCGAUAGUGGAUUUUGCAGAUACUAAGGUACUUAGUACCUUACUGACAACCUAUUAAUCGGCCAAUAGUUUUUAAAAUCUAAACAGAAUGCUACAACAUUUUCUUAGUCAGCAACGACAUAGAGGCCAGAGUACAAAAUGAAUAAAAUCCCAGAUGUAGUUUAUUUUUCAACCAAUAAUAAUCAGAAUUUUUUUUAUUUGGUGCAUAACAUGGGACUUUUAACACUAAACAAGCCUGAAACACACACGGGGCUCUUAUUUUGAAAUGACGGAGCCUUGGCUCCUUUACAAUGCUCUAUUUUCAUAUUUCCCAAAUUGAGCUUUUUAUUACCUUUUAUAUUAUUAUUAUUAUUAUUAUUAUUAUUCACAAUAUAUGAAGUUGGAGACACGAUGUAUUGUAACAUUUUUCUUUGCAUGCCCUCGCUUAAAUUUAAAAUGCUUAUAAGAUUUUUGCCGAUAACUGAUAGUUCCAAAAAGCAACUAUUGGCGCCGAUAUAUUGGUCUACCUCUAGAUAGAAUACUUUCUCCUUUCUCAGCCUAAAAUGCAACGACAACUAUAAGUAAGCCAUUCGAAGGUUAAUUUUCUCGAAACUGUAAACACUUUGUCUCUGUAGCACUAUAUAAAAAAGUUUGUUUUGAGCAACCUGUCCAGCUGGACACUACAACAGCGUUUGAGACAGGUACAACAGAGUUUGGGGCGGGACCUUUCUGUUUGUUCGAAAAACAGAAGACGGGCCGUAUUUGGUAGGCUGUUUGAAAACUAUGUUUAUUUUGGCAGUUCUGUUCGGAGGAGCAUGAAUUACACACUUCAGCUUUAACUUAAGACUGUGCCAGUUGGCCUGUUUUGCUUUCGCUCACUGUGUUACAGCUUGCGAGAAUGAGGUAUUUUAAUAGUGUCUCGAUUGUAAAAAUUCAGAUAAUCCAAGUAAUUGGUAAAGGGAAGUCCAAGUAAUUUCAGCAUAUCAAUUUUUAUAACUUUCCGAUUCAGUUUAAAAGCAUUAGUUCAAAGCUCUGCCUUAACGAUUUGUUCACAUCAUCACUUAAAAAUGUUCACGGAAGUCCCUGCAUUGCAUUUUACAUGCUUUAGAAUGUUUUAGUAAAAAAUAUGUAUGUAGAUAAUUAUUGCUGUUUAUAACUAUGUAUUGACAUGUUGGUGCAUAUAAAUGAAAAUUAUCCUUGUGCCCAUUUAGUAAAAAGUGUGGAAAACAUUCCUUGCUUCUUUUUAACUACAUUUCUACAGUAUUUUACUUCUUGCUACAAAGAAUUUGAAUCUACUUGGCAGCAAUGGCUGUUUGGUUGCAAUGACUUUUCAUCUGAUUGAAAAGCUUACUCUUCAAACCAUUUCAGGGUAAAUAUAAAUAUUGAUUCAGUAUAAAAGAAUAUUGUCAGAAGGCUUAAAAUAUAGCUAUAUCACCCAGCCCUAGUUUGUAAUAUGUCAUAAAGGACAGACAGCCUUUUUAAAAGUGGAUAACAUUAUAUUGGCCAUUAAUUUAGUGUCAUUUGGCUGUUGUAGGUCUCUCUGACAUAGAACAAAGAAUAUAGUUUAAAAUGUGCAUUACUGUUUCUGUAACAAAUUUCUUCAGAAUGUUUCUCAGUCCAACAAUACAAGUGAUAAAGGUUUACAAAAACAGGUAAUUAUUAUUAUUAUUCUUUUUUUUGCAUGUAGUUCCAGUGUGUUUCAUUAGAGGUCAUGUAAGAUGCAGAACUGACAAGUCAGAUAAGUUGCUCAUGGUACAGCAAAAGAGAAGCACAUUCCAUGCUCAGUUCAGUGCUUUGAUUUGGCUUUGGUCAAUUCUGUGGUAUACUUUUAUUAAUUAAUAUAUAUCUGUAGCCUACCUAAGAGCUCCACCAUUUUAUAAGCCAAAACACACACACAUAAAAACCUUGCAGUAGGUAUCACUUUAUUUUGGCCAAAUGAAAGAAUGACUUGAAAACCAAAAAGAGUUAAAUAAAGGAAACAUUUACAAGCAA
Myxocyprinus asiaticus (Chinese sucker) is the source of this 3369-nucleotide messenger RNA. RefSeq names its product ras-related protein rab7-like. The record is from RefSeq and is a predicted model, not a curated record. Gene Ontology annotation, cellular component: phagocytic vesicle; lysosome; late endosome. NCBI's taxonomy places the organism in Eukaryota, Metazoa, Chordata, Actinopteri, Cypriniformes, Catostomidae. The transcript is spliced from 6 exons. Gene Ontology annotation, biological process: phagosome-lysosome fusion; endosome to lysosome transport. Bases 176 to 793 code for a protein of 205 amino acids. Gene Ontology annotation, molecular function: GTP binding; GTPase activity.